GGAGAGAAUCUGAAGACGAGGCGUUUCCAGUCGCUGUCUGGUUUACUGAACCUUCCUGACGAUCUUCUGCUGUCCGCUCCCGUUGUUUGGAGCACGAUCGAUAAACGCCACGCAAACGUUCAGUUUCUCGAGGCGAUACAUGAUGGAAAUAGAUGGAAUUCCUGAAACGAAGAUAAAGAGAUAACGAACGAGAGGAACAUGACGACAAAUGGACAUCUUAAUUCUCCGGAAUCACGAAACGGAUGUUUCCCUUUUCACUGUGGGUUAUCUUCAAGCAGACGCGCGCUCGCGUGAUGUCCCAUGUAACUACGAGAUUUUUUUUUCAUCUUCAAAGUGCAUCCUGAGGAACAAAGGACACGAAAAGUUUGAUGUAGGCUUUGUUGUGAAUAGUACAGCAUACGCAGACUUUUAAGUAAUCAAAUGAGUCUGUCAGUUGGUUACAUUUGAUGCUUUCCGAAAUGUGAUGCUGGAUUUCUUCCUGACUGCACCCUAGUCGCAAAUAACUGAGAAUAAACCACAAAAUAUUGCCUUUGAAGAGGAGAUAGCAAGUUAACAUGGCAGUUAAAGGCCGAAUGAGAAUUCUCGACAUUGGACUGUUUGCCAUAAUGGUUUUUCUCGGUCCUGUGACAGCUGCCCAGAGCGAGCAGAGGGAGUGCGCUUACAUGAAAGAUGGUGGAGAGGGGCGUGUCUUUCCUGAGAACUCUACGAUUCGCUGCAUUCAUGGAGAAUACUGCUUUGGAUUCUGGAAAGAAAUAGAUAAUGAGAUUCGAAUAGAAAAACAGGGUUGCUGGAAAAACGGUAAUAGCCAGGAGUGCACCGACCGCUGCGUGGUGACCAAUUCUCCAUUACAUUUCCAAAAUGGAAGCACUCGCUUCUGCUGUUGCAACAAGGACAUGUGCAACACCAACUUCACUGAAGCCUUUCCACCACCUUCCUCCACCGCCACCAAACAACCACUCUAUUCUCGUCGGCUUUAUGGAGAAGAAGCCGUAGUUGUCCCCUUAGCAAUCGUCUUCACGAUCGCCAUCCUUAUUGUUCUGCUUUUCUUCUCCUACCGGAUCUUAAGAAGGCGUGCUAAACACACGCUGCACACUUUGGAUGUGCUGGAGUCUGUGGUUUCCCCCCCUUCUCUUAAUCUGGACAACCUCAAAAUGCUGGAGCUGAUUGGCCGAGGCCGAUACGGUGCAGUGUAUCGCGGAUCGCUGGACGAACGAUCUGUCGCAGUGAAAGUUUUCAUCGCAGCUAACCGCCAUCAGUUCACCAACGAGCGGAUGAUUUAUCGCCUCCUAAAGCACGAGAACAUCGCACACUUCAUAGAGAGCGAAGAACGCAUCGGCACAGAAGGCAGGACAGAGUUUCUCCUCCUGCUCGAGUUUUACCCUCACGGCUCUCUGUGCACGUAUCUGAAUGGGAGUACCGUGGACUGGCUGAGCUGCUGUCGUUUGGCGCUUUCCGUCACCCGAGGCCUUGCGUACCUGCACACAGAGAUAAGAAGAGAAGGCGUGUAUAAACCUGCUAUAUCCCACCGGGAUCUAAACAGCAGGAAUGUGCUAGUAAAGGCAGAUGCUUCAUGUGUGAUCAGCGAUUUUGGACUUUCCAUGAUUCUGACGGGAGAGAGACCACCCGGGCAUGGAGAAGAGGACAGCAGAUCCAUCAGUGAGGUGGGUACAGUGCGGUACAUGGCCCCUGAGGUGCUGGAGGGGGCUGUGAAUCUGCGAGAUUGCGAGUCUGCGCUGAAACAGGUGGACGUUUAUGCGCUGGGUCUGCUGUACUGGGAGACUUUCAUGCGUUGCGCCGACCUCUUCCCAGGCGAGACCGUGCCGGCGUUUCAGUUUGCAUUUCAGGCAGAAGUGGGCAAUCACCCGACCUUAGAGGACAUGCAGGUAUUUGUGUCCAGAGGAAAAGAACGGCCCAAAUUCCCAGAAGCCUGGAAAGAGACUAGCAUGACGGUCCAUUCUCUGAAAGAGACAAUGGAGGACUGCUGGGAUCAGGACGCUGAAGCCCGACUUACGGCUCAGUGCGCAGAGCAGAGACUCGCUGAAUUGCUAUCUGUCUGGGAACGAGAGAAAUCAGUCAGCCCUGCUUUGCACCCCAUCACUGCACUACAUAACCAAAGAAACGACUCUACUGGACGUCAGACACCGAGGUCGGGUCCUGACGUUGAAUAUUCAUCUGCAACCACUGAAGACCUUGACACCUCUGUUGACCCACCCCCAGUGGGACGGUCUAAUCCUGCAGAGAAAAACUGCAUCAACUAUGAGUGGCAGCAGGCCCAUUCUUUGCAAUCCGGCACAGAGAGCUCCUCCCCAGCCUCUGUUUCCGAGUCCUACACUGCUAAUCAGCCUCCACCAGGGGGCAAUAUCCGCCUUCUCUGUGUUCACCUGACCCAGGAAGACCUGGAGACACCAAAGCUGGACCCAAGCGAAGUCCAGAAGAACAUGCGGGAAAGCUCUGAUGAGAGCUUGAUGGAACAUUCACAGAAACAGUUCUGCUCUCCGGAAACGGUGACCAUGCGCAGCCCGUUCUACCCCCUGAUGACCACGGCUGCCGAACCUUCAGGAUCACAGGGUUCGGUUCGCAAUGCUGAUAGCCCUGUAACUAUUUUACCCAAGCAACAAAACGUCCCUAAGAGACCAAGCACCCUGAGGCUCAAUGCUAAGCAUUCUGGGAAGACAUCCACCUCCUCUUCUUCUUCGCUGCGGAUGAAGUUUGGAAAACUCGGCAAGUCCAAUCUGAAAAAGGUUGAGAUGGCCGUGGCCAAAGCUAGUGCGGUAAACUCGGUCCAUGCGGCCCAGCCAAUUCCCGUCGCCAGCAAUGAUGCAACGGCGAACAAAUACGUGAACGGAGCGGCACCUGAGUCUGUGGGGGCGGCCAACAGCACAGAAGACUUGACCUUCGGUCUCUUGACCACUAGCCCUGAUGAGCAGGAGCCUCUUCUUAGAAGAGAGUCGUGUCCUGACAACGCAAAUAACAAUAACAGCAAUAACAACAAUGGAGAGGGGGAUGGAGAUGCUGAGGGCGGAGAGGAAGGAGGAGAGGAUAAUGAGAAUAGUGGUUCGACAGGAGAAGCUCAGUCUGCUUCUAACAUGGAGCCGGUUGCACCGCCUGAUUCCUGUCCGGCACCACCCAUCGCUCCCGCACAGGCCCAGUACCAAGCCCAGACACAAGGAGAGGCUCUGCUUAGACAGAACCGGGGGCGUAGACCCGAAAGGCCCAACUCGCUGGAUCUGUCCAUUACCACGCUGCCUUUAUUAGGAGGCAAAUCGGAUGGGGACGCGACCGAGGGAUCGGGAGAUAAAAUAAAGAGGCGAGUGAAGACGCCUUAUGCUCUAAAGAAGUGGCGUCCUGCCAGCUGGGUUAUCACCAGCGAAACGCUGGACGGCGAAGUCAACAACAACAGUCGCCACGGAGGUCAGAAUCAGGCCGGUACCAGCAGACCUAAAUCAGCCUCGGCUCUAUAUGCAGGCGGUCGGCGAGGAUCUCAGUUUUCCACAGAUCGCAAUGAUUGUGACUUUUAAACUUUGCAAUGAAGCAGGCUACAAAUCCUGUCGAGUCAAAUUCUACCAUUUUCAAAGGCAAAGGAUUGUCUUAAAUUUGUCCUCAAUAAUAAGCACAGUAAAAGUCUUAGUGGCUUUACAGUGAAAAGAGCUAUGCAGCCAUCGUUUAACGGUCAUGUGCAUUUUUAUUGUUUUGUGUUGGCAUUUUUUUCUUCUAGAAAAUGAUAAAUCAGAUCUUAGAUCAGUCUCUAGACCAUUUAUGAGAAUGGUCACUAAUAUUAAAUGAGUGCAAAUGCCUACCUAAUCAUCGCAUUCCCAGUAAACCUGGAAAAUCAGGGAAUUAUACCGUAGUUGUGAUUUCCAGGCCUAGAAAAUAUUGAACAUUGAAAGGAAAUAUAAUUUUAAAGUCCUGGAAAUUCCCUAGUGAUGUCAAGCUCUAAAUUAUUAUUGGUUACUGUAAACUAUUCCCUCUUAAGUACAAUCUCAAUAUAUUUUGCAUAUAACAGAAAUGACUGGAAACUUAACCGACCUCAAUUUCGAAAUGCAAUGAGAAGCUACGGUAGCUGGCACAGAAAAAACCAUAGACUUGAAAAAAUAUGGACGUAGUGUCCGUGACGUCACCCAUAGGUUUGUGCAUUUUUGAAGCAAAUAGCUGGCGGAGCCUGCCGUUGCCAUCUUGGCUGCGCGUCACUCGCGGAUAACCGAAAAUGGGUAAAGAAGCGGGACGUGGGUGAAGUUGAGAUAGCUGAUUGCUGAAACCACGCCCACCUAGUUCGAAGGUAGUGACGGCAGUGGCAGUUCACCUGUCACUCAAAUGGCCACGCCCUUUGGGGUUGUGCACACCAAAACUUUUAAACGCAGCUGAAUACGCCUGGAGGAUGCUGAAUGCCAGCUGUUUUUCAGCUGAGUGCCAGCUUUCUUCAGCUGAGCGCUUUGGUAGCUCUGAUACUUCAGCUGUGAGCCGGUUGGCUGUUGUGAUACUUGUCCCGCCCCUCCUCCACUGUGAUUGAACGGCCGUGUGAGAACUGACUUAAUAUUUUUCAACUUUCGGCGUUUUUUCGCUGGCUUAUUUAAAAAAGCUGAGCUUCUAUUGUAAACAAUUGAAAACAUGCGCCGGCCGCAGACGUAAAAGCUUUGGUGUGCACGCCCCCUUAUUAUGCAGAACUUUAAAGAUUAAUAUAAUUCACAAAUUCUUGUCGUUGUCCUGAAGGGCAAAAAAGCUAUUUAGACAAAAAUCUGUUUUUGUACCAGGCUGUAAACAUAUUAUUUUCUGCUGUGAAUUUGGGCAUUUUAACAUGGAUGUCUAUGGGAAUUGACUCCUUUUUGGUGCCAGCCUCUAGUGGCACGUCGAUGAAUUGCAGUUUAAGUCAUUUCCCUAUUGGCUUCAUCAGAGAGAUUGGAAAAUUGCCCCUCUGGAAAAACAUGUUGUCGUCUUAUGCUACAUACAAACAAAAUGUGUGGCAUCGCGUUACUCGCUCUAGAUUACUCGCGGGAUUUCACUUCGUGUCAUGCAAAUUUUUGUGCGAGUUGAAUAGUUUCAAUUUGGGUGAAGACGCGUUUGAGGCAAACUUGCCGCCCAUAUCGCGUCAUUCGCAUCGCCCCAUGCGAGGAUGCAUCUCACCGCAUCUUUACAUUGACUUUGUAUGUAAUCUACUCACGCAAAUUGUUGAACUCGCAUCUGGUGUGAACCCACGCGCUCCAAAGUUUGUCCGUUUAGGGUUACUGUAGAAACACGAAGGUGACUUCCAUGUAAGGGGAACGGCUCAUUCUACGGUAAUAAAACAAUACAGUUCAUUUUGUAAGGUCUUUUAUACACCACUGAUAAUAUAGUUAUGGAUAUUAUAUUGCAUUUCUGUCAAGAGAUCCUUCUGAAAGUCCCACAUUGCACCUUUAAGUACAGUUUAAUCUAAGUACAAAGCUUUAUUCUUUUGCCAAUGCAAAAAAAUCCCUGCCGAAUAUGUUUUCACCUUUUACUAAUAUCUUCCCACGAACAUCUGAAGUUUCUGUGUGUUUCUGUGGACACAGUAUUAAGUCAUUGUACUUGUAAAUGCUAUUGCGUGUGCAAACCCAGCAAUUCAACGUACAGUAUUUCACUGUGGAGGGGAACUGUGCUAGCACUAAAUAUCAGCAUCAGCACUCAAACCUGCUACAAGCAAAUAUUUCAAAAUGUAUAUAGAGACUGCACAGCAACAUCCGAUAUGAACAAACACAGGGAUCACACUUUAUCACUUUCUGGACAACUUACAAGUUUUACUCAGAGACAAAAGACAACACUGCACUUGGUCUGGAAUGGAAACUGUUCUGGAUCACACUAUUAAAGGGAUAGUUCGCCCAAAAAUUAAAAUUCGGUCAUCAUUCUCGUGUUGUUACAAACCUAUAUGAAUUUCUUUAUACACAAGAGAAGAUAUUUUGAGGAAUGUCUGCAACCAAACCAUUCAUGAGCCCUAUUCACUUCAAUAGUAUUCUUUAUUCCUACUAUGGAAAUGAAUGGGGCUCAUGAUUGGUUUGGUUAAAAAAAUUCCUUUGUGUUCAUCAAAAAAAAGUGAUGAAAGUGAAUGAAAAUGAUGACAGAAUUUUCAUUUUUGGGUGAACGAUCUCUUUAAGAUGUCUAAUGAUAUGCUUUGGACCUGCUUGUUAUUCACUUAUUUUUUUAUGUGUGAAUGAUGGCGCAUGAGUGCACCAGAUCAAUUAUCGCUGCUUGCGUUUCCUUGUCCUCUUAUCUUGUCUGUACACGUGUGAAAGGUUUUUGUGCUGCAUGUUUGUAUGUAUUUCUGUGGGAUGUGCAUCAAGUGCAUCUUGUUUCAGUCAUUUGAUGAAAAAUGAGCUUUGAUGCUCCUAAUUUCAUAAUGACAUUAUGAGACAUCAGUCUGGAUUUCACAGACAGGGCCACAUAUAACAGCUGUGGUCUGAAAUGGAAAAUUCUUGUUUUAUUGAUCUGCUCUGGCAUGUCAGUCAUAAUUUAAAGGGCACUGUUAUUAUAAUCAUGUAUACUGUGUCCCAUAUUAUCCUCUUGCUGCUGCAUGUCUUAAAUUCGUCUUUUAGAGCACAAGGCAUUUUCACCUGAGACCGUGUGUGUGUGUGUGUGUGUGUAUGUGUGCGUUUGUAUGUAUGUAUGUGUUUGUUUGUGUAUGUGUGUGUGGUUCUCCUGUUAACACAAUCGUUGUAAUCGUGUUGUGGUCAAUCAUUUUAUUACUCCUUGCUGAGACAUUUUGAAAAUUGUGAUUUGUAAAACAGGGUGCAGAUUGUAAAAGUGUAUUGUUAUUUGCAAAUUCUAAUUAAAUUAUGCUUUGCAUUUG
Messenger RNA from Misgurnus anguillicaudatus (oriental weatherfish), 6793 nucleotides. RefSeq names its product bone morphogenetic protein receptor, type II a (serine/threonine kinase) (gene bmpr2a). Lineage: Eukaryota; Metazoa; Chordata; Actinopteri; Cypriniformes; Cobitidae. Gene Ontology annotation, molecular function: ATP binding; transforming growth factor beta receptor activity. Gene Ontology annotation, cellular component: plasma membrane; signaling receptor complex. The record is from RefSeq and is a predicted model, not a curated record. Gene Ontology annotation, biological process: cellular response to growth factor stimulus; BMP signaling pathway; protein phosphorylation.